This is a messenger RNA of Erpetoichthys calabaricus (reedfish), 3929 nucleotides long. It is a transcript of the gene clcn1b, whose product is annotated as chloride channel, voltage-sensitive 1b. Gene Ontology annotation, biological process: chloride transport; transmembrane transport. Gene Ontology annotation, cellular component: membrane. The transcript is spliced from 23 exons. The coding region runs from base 141 to 2939 and encodes 932 amino acids. NCBI's taxonomy places the organism in Eukaryota, Metazoa, Chordata, Cladistia, Polypteriformes, Polypteridae. The record is from RefSeq and is a predicted model, not a curated record. Gene Ontology annotation, molecular function: voltage-gated chloride channel activity.
AUCCCCCCAGUCCAGGGCUUCUAGAGGUGUUUGGUGUCUGUGUGAGUAAGAGAGGAUAUAAGUGCGUGCGCGCGGUUGCACAUGUGUAUGUGUGUGUCUGAGAGAGGUCGACCCUAUUUUGGGUCAGUGAGAAAGUGUCGAUGGCUGCAGAUGCUUCUCAGAGGAAGGCACUGCACUAUCAGCAGACUCUGCUGUAUGGACAGUACACCGAGCACCUUGGCAGCUUUGCAAAGAAGGAAGCCACUCGUCUGCUGAGGGAAGGAGAAUGGAAAAAACCAAGAGUGCCUGGCAAGACAUUGCCCAAAGAAACCUUCACCCCUGAAGUCAAGAAGCAAAGACCUUAUUCAAAAUGUCAAGACUGUGCUGUUCGUCUACAGCGGUACAUUGUGACCAAGUUAGGAGAAGACUGGAUCUUCUUGGUCCUACUUGGUCUCACAAUGGCACUAGUUAGCUGGAGCAUGGAUUAUGCCAGUGCAAAGAGUUUGCAAGCAUACAAAUGGAUGUUCAGGGAACUUAAGGACAAUGUCUUGCUACAGUAUCUGGCUUGGGUAACCUACCCUGUGGUCCUCAUCAUCUUUUCCUCUGUUUUCUGUCACCUCGUUUCUCCACAAGCAGUUGGUUCUGGAAUCCCAGAGCUGAAGACCAUCCUCCGUGGAGUUGUACUAAAGGAAUAUCUUACCCUGAAGGCCUUCAUUGCUAAAGUCAUUGGCCUCACUGCUAGCCUGGGUAGUGGAAUGCCUUUAGGGAAAGAGGGCCCAUUUGUCCACAUUGCGAGCAUCUGUGCAGCUGUACUCAGCAAACUGAUGUCCGUCUUCAGUGAUGUUUACAAGCACCCGUAUUGCUACACAGACAUUCUCACCGUAGGCUGUGCAGUGGGUGUUGGCUGCUGUUUCGGGACUCCACUUGGAGGUGUCCUUUUCAGCAUUGAAGUGACAUCCACAUACUUUGCUGUCAGAAAUUAUUGGCGUGGAUUUUUUGCGGCCACAUUCAGUGCUUUCAUCUUUCGAGUGCUGGCAGUGUGGAACAAAGAUGCUGUUACUAUAACAGCCCUGUUUCGAACUAAUUUCCGCAUGGAAUUCCCAUUUGACCUUCAGGAGCUCCCAGCCUUUGCAGUCAUUGGCAUUUCCUGUGGGUUCCUUGGUGCCUUCUUUGUCUACCUGAACCGACAAGUUGUUUUGUUCAUUCGACGACAGACAGUGCUAACAAAAUUUCUUACCAAACACCGACUAAUUUAUCCUGGAGUUGUUACCUUUGUAAUAUCCACUUUGACUUUUCCUCCUGGUUUUGGUCAAUUUAUGGCUGGAGAGCUAAUGCCUCGGGAAGCUAUUAGCUCUCUUUUUGACAACUACACAUGGACGAAGCACACUGACACACCCCACCUAUUAGGACGUUCGUCAGUUUGGAUACACCCUAAAAUAAGUGUCUUCCUUGUUCUGCUGCUCUUUUUUGUGAUGAAGUUUUGGAUGUCUGCUGUCGCAACAACAAUGCCAAUUCCCUGUGGAGCAUUUAUGCCAGUCUUCAUUCUAGGAGCCUCAUUUGGCAGACUGGUUGGUGAGAUAAUGGCCACAUUGUUUCCCAGUGGAAUUCUUUUCGAUGGAAUAGUCUAUCGGAUAUUACCUGGAGGCUAUGCAGUGAUUGGAGCUGCAGCGAUGACUGGUGCUGUUACUCACACUGUAUCCACGGCAGUUAUCUGCUUCGAGCUGACUGGUCAGAUUUCACAUAUUCUGCCCAUGAUGGUUGCUGUAAUUUUAGCCAACAUGGUGGCACAAGGCCUUCAGCCAUCACUCUAUGACUCUAUCAUUCAGGUUAAGAAACUACCUUACCUACCUGAAUUAGGGCUCGGACAUGUCAGUAAAUACAAUAUUUUUGUUGAGGAUAUCAUGGUGAAGGAUAUCAAGUAUUUAACGUUAAUGUCUUGCUACCGGGACUUGAAGAAUUUACUGGAGAAUUGUGAUUUGAAGAACAUCCCUAUAGUUGAUUCUGCAGAAUCAAUGAUUUUGCUGGGCUCUAUAGAGCGAUCUGAACUUCAGUCAUUGCUCAUUACACACCUGUCACCUGCCCGACGUCUCAGAGCUUAUAGAGAGGGCUGCAGCAAAAUGGAAGCAUCACCUUAUAAUGGUCAGACACCAGGUCAAAGGUCACAGAACACAGAUAUUGCAACAGAUACAUCUUUCACCUAUGUUGAUGAAGAACUUGGAGAUGAAGCAGCAGAAAAGACUACUCCAGUGGUAGAAGAGCCAAAUGGUCCACUCCCAUCAACAAGGCAAGACCCACCUUACCAGGAGUCUUCUGGAAAAGGCCCUUUUCAGGCAGUGAGGAGGUCCAUUCAUGGAUUAUUUCACCCUUCUGUGCAUGUACCACCAGCAGAACAAUCUCAGGAUCCAAUUUCAACUUUAGAAAACAUGACAGAAGAAGAGGUAAAGGCCUGGGAAGAACGUGAACUUAAAAAGCCAAUUAACUUUGAUAACUGCAGGAUUGACCCAUCCCCGUUUCAGCUUGUAGAGAGAACUUCACUACACAAGACUCACACGUUAUUCUCUUUGCUGGGGCUGAGCCAUGCCUAUGUAACUAGUAUUGGCAGACUGGUUGGAGUGGUUGCACUGAAAGAGCUUCAGAAGGCUAUUGAAGGAUCCACUCGAGCAGGGGUUAGGCUACGUCCACCACUGGCCAGCUUUCGAGAUGGUCUUCGCCAAAGGGCAUCAAAAACUGGCCAGAAUCUGCCACUUUGGGGUCAUUCAACAGAAGAUAAACAAGAUCAGGAAAUAGGAGCCAGGAGUCAUGAAAGUGUAAAUGUAGACUCUGCAGAGAAAACUCACCAACCCCCUGGAUCGACAGAUGCUGGUCCCGAACCUGAGGAGGUGGAAUUAAAAGGAGCAGAGAGCAUGUCAGAGGUUAUCCCUAGUUUGAGUGAUUCCGAUAAUGAUUAUGACGUCCUCUGAAUUAUUCAUAAAGAAGAAAACCCACUCACUAUUCAACCCCAAAUAAGGAGAUAGGACUCUGAUGAUUUUCUGCCAAGAAAAAGAAAGAAAAUUUUGUAUUGAAAUUAUAAUCUUAGUGUCUGGAUUAGGUUGAAGAAGCCUUCAGUAUCUCUUCAGGAUACACCUGAAAUGCAUAAAAUCAAAUUCUAGACUUUUUCUAGCAAUCUCUCCGUAAAUGAAGCUUGUCAACAUCUGAGUGGAGUCUCCAUUGCUAUGAAUAUUUGUUUUUGUAAUUCAGUAAUUUGUUACUAAAGAGAAACACAGGAUUGUUUUUCAUUUCCUAGACUUCUUAAAACGAUUUUUUUACAUAAAUAAAUAGUUACUGGAAGCACCUAAUUCUAAGGUUGUUUUCAAAGGCAAUUUGCAGAACUCAGAACUUUUGACACUAUUCUGAAAUGACUCUUUAAUUCAUGUUUUAAACAGGGAUUUGUGAAGACUCCUUAAUGAUUAAUGCUCAUUUUGAGAUGAUGUAAUUUCUCAUUUUGUUAGUGCAGUUUAUAAUUUAUUCACUUUUUUGGAAAGUUCUAUGUUCUGAUAUCAGCGGAUGUACCGUAAAUGAACAAGUCUGGACUGGAUCCUGGACAUAAAACGUUACAGAGCUGAAACCAAAGGCUAUGAAAUUGAGCUUUUAGGUAUUCUUCUUUUAAUCUUAAAAAACAGAUAAAAAAAUCAUUAUGCAUUUGUGAUUCUCAUCAGUCAGGUGCAAUCAUUGAUUUAUGCUUGAACAGUUCUUUUCUUUUAAAUUCCCAUUAGGUGUAGCUAUAACCAAUGGAAAGCCUUAACACAUCUCUUAAGAUGUAGAAUUAACUAUAAAUUGUGUACAGAUUUUGUUAUAAGGAAUAAAUUGCUUGAAUCUCUACGAACUGACAUAUAUUUGGUUACAAUAUUAAUUUUCCUUUAAUCAUCCAGUUACCCAUUUUAUAACAUUAAAUCUAUGCUUUUCUCAAGGAC